UCCUGGAAUCUACAAUCAGCUCCGUUAUUGUUUGCAGAGCACUGAGGGGCAUCAUGUCUUUGAAAAAAAAUUCCUGCAGAGUUUUGCUCAAAGUUUUUAAACAUGGUGUCGUCGCUUUGAGGAAACCGUACAGUGGACGAGACGCAGCAGCUGGAUGCACCGGGCUUGGACGGAUAUGCGCGCGGGGUUAUUACAGCACCCCGGUAAAACCCGCACACCCGGGACCGAGCGGGGCGACUCCCGUCAGAGUGGUCGACCUUCGCAGCGACUCGGCGACCAAGCCCGGGCCGGCGAUGCGCCAGGCCAUGGCUGAGGCCGAGGUGGGAGAUGACGCGAUGGCAGAUGACCCGGCCGUGAAAGAGUUACAGGAGAUUGCAGCUGAUAUGUUUGGGAUGGAGGCUGCCCUGUUUGUUCCCACUGGUACCAUGAGUAACCUCAUCGCAGUGAUGGUGCACUGCAGGGAGCGAGGCGACGAGAUGAUUGUGGGCGACCUGUCCCAUUUACACAUCUUUGAGCAGGGAGGGAGCGCUCAGCUGGCUGGUGUCCAUGCCACCAUGGUGACCACCCUCCCUGAUGGGUCGUUUGACUUAGAGCAGCUGGAAUCGAAGAUCCGCCACGGUUACCCCAACCCCCACUACCCCCGCUCACGCCUCAUAUGUGUGGAGAACACACACAACAUACAGGGAGGGCGUGUGCUGCCUCUGACCUUCCUGCAGGAGGUUCGUGCUUUGGCAGAUAGAUACGGUCUGUCAGUUUACAUGGAUGGAGCCAGGGUGAUGAACGCUGCUGUGGCCCAGGGGGUGCCUCCAUCCACCAUACUGCAGCACACACACACCGUCAGUGUGUGCCUCUCCAAGGGUUUGGGUGCCCCCUUCGGAUCCAUGCUGGCUGGAUCCCGAGACUUCAUAUCUCGAGCAGUGCGGUGCCGUAAAGCCCUGGGUGGGGAGGUGCGGCAGGCUGGUAUACUGGCGGCAGCGGGGAAACUGUCUUUGCUGGAGAUGGUUGGAAGACUGGAGGAGGAUCACCGUAAUGCAAAAACCUUUGCUCAAGCUUUGGUCGACUGUGACCCUCCUCUGUUCGCUGUAGACAUGGCCGCUGUGGAGACAAAUGUUGUGUGUUUCCGUUUACAGAAGCCCAGUUUAAGCACGUCUGAGUUCUGUGCCCGCAUGGGUGAGGUUGGCGAGGGAGAGGAGGCAGCACUGGGACAGGGGAUACAAGUUCUCAUGUACCCCUACUUUGCAAAUUUAAUACGGGCUGUAUGGCAUCUUGGGAUUUCCCCCGACGACACCCAGCUGGCCAUCCAGAAAAUGAGAUUUGUAGCUUCUCAGUUCUUGAAGAAAUGAUGCCGUCAGUAAAAGAUCUGCUGAACCAAACAAUGCUGCAGCUAUGAACUCUAUUACUACCUGCAUUUGGCAAUAAAUAAUUGGAUACACAAUAAUUUCUUAAAGUUAAACGAGGACAAAACUGAAAUUGUACUAGUCGGCCCUAAAACAAAAAGAGAACUGCUGUUUAAUAAUUUGGGGAAUUUAACUCCCUGAAUUUCAUGUGAUGUCACAAACUUUGGUGUGAUACUACAUUCAGAUCUAAGCUUAUACAUUGUAUUUUUAUAUCAUUUCAUCCAGUAUUUUUCUCACUGUACAUGCUGGCACUUGGUGACAUCAUUAGAGAACAUAAUGUUUGUAUCCAUAGUUACGCAGAUGACACAUAAUUCAAUUUCAAUUCAAUUUCAAUUUUAUUUAUAAAGCCCAAUAUCACAAAUCACAAUUUGCCUCACAGGGCUUUACAGCAUACGACAUCCCUCUGUCCUUAUGACCCUCGCAGCGGAUAAGGAAAAACUCCCCCCAAAAAAACCUUUACAUACAUAACUGUACAUCUCUGCUGAACUGAACGAUGCUGCAGCCAUAAACUCCAUUACUACCUGUCUUUUGGCAAUAAAUCAAUGGAUGAGCAAUGAUCUUUUAAAGUUAAAUGAAAACAAAACUGAAAUCCUGCUUGUCUCUCCUAAAACAAAAAGAGAAAUGCUGUUUAAUAAGGUACGACCAUUUCUAAAUGAAAAAGAUGCAGAGAAAUUAAUUCAGGUUUUUAUUUCAAGCCGACACAACUACUGUAACACACUUUUUACAGGCCUCCCUAAAAACACCACUGAGAGACUUCAGCUCAUUCAAAACUCUGCAGCUCUGCUGUUAACCACAACCGAAAGGAAAGAGCACAUCUGGCCGUCUGAGCUGCUCUGCAUUGACUUCCUGUUACAUUUAGAAUUCAUCUUAAGCGCCUCCUCCUCCUCGUAUACAAAGACCUACAUGGGCUGAGACCGAGCUACACUGCUAACUCCCUUGUUAACUGUUUGCCUCCAAGAACACUGUGAUCAUCAGCUGCUGGUUUAUUGGAGGUUCCCAACAACAGUAUAUUUAAGUUAAGAACGUAUCUCUUCACUUAUCUCUGCCUUUAACUAGUUAUGCCUUUUCCUGAUACAGGCUUGAAACUCUGUUUUGCACUUUCCUUGGCACUUGUCAACUGCUGCACUUCUGUUAAAAAAGUUGCAUUUUAUUUGAUUUUCUUUUCAGUCACUGCAUGUGAUUUCCUUCUUAUAGAACAUUGGACUUAAUUUUUUGUAUGAGCGAUGCUUUAAAAAAUAUCUAUAUUGUUAUUAUUUUAUUAUUAUAACCAUUAUUAUUAAAAUAUGACAUAUUCUGAUUGAAGAUAAUUGUUGAAAAUUUAAAGAAUUGGGUCUGAGAAUGUCAGGGCUAUUUUAAUAGUGCAAGAUGAUCUGUGUCUGUUACAAUGUGCUUUAAUGAAAGCCAUUUUCUGUGAAAGUGCACUAAUGCUUCAAAUGACUAAAGAAAAUGAAUCACCAACUGUUUGGAUCAUCAAAUAAUCAUUAUUAGUUUGUCAUUGAUUGUUGUCUUAUUGAUGUAUUUAUUGUGUAGAUACAACUAUCUGUGGAGAUGUAUCAGUGUUGGUACAUACAGCGGGUAGAAGAUUGUUUUGUAGAUUGUUUUGGUUAAGAAAAAUGUCAAUAUUUUGCACACAGAGGUGUAUAAAAAAGAGACAGAUAGGAACACUUUUCUCCACUACAGCAGUUAUCAUCCACCCUCACUUAAGAGGAGUUUGCCAUACAUCCAGUUUCUAAGGUAUAAACGUAUUUGUGAUUCAGAUGAAAUCUUUGAGUCACAAGCCAAGGAGCUCUGUAAUAAUUUUGUCUCUAGAGGUUAUAACAACACCAUGGAUAAAGUUCGUCAGAUCCAGAGGAAUGUUUUGUUUGAGCCGAAAGAAAAAGUUCUUUCUAACUCAGAUUCAAUGGUGUGCACAUAUAGCCCUAUUUCCAGUGCACUCAAAAAGGUUGUAAAUAAUUAUUGGUAUAUUCUGAACACAGAUCCCGAAAUUGGAAGAGCUUUUCAAGAGCCACCAAGAUUCUUCUUUAAAAGGCAGCCCAAUUUGAGCAACUAUUUGGUGAGAUCCAUUUUACCAAAAAAAACCUUCUCAUCAUUGUUUGUCCAGUGUGCC
Messenger RNA from Epinephelus fuscoguttatus (brown-marbled grouper), 3504 nucleotides. RefSeq lists its product as uncharacterized. Gene Ontology annotation, molecular function: L-allo-threonine aldolase activity. Gene Ontology annotation, cellular component: cytosol. The record is from RefSeq and is a predicted model, not a curated record. Lineage: Eukaryota; Metazoa; Chordata; Actinopteri; Perciformes; Serranidae. Gene Ontology annotation, biological process: glycine biosynthetic process; L-threonine catabolic process. The coding region runs from base 54 to 1343 and encodes 429 amino acids. The transcript is spliced from 7 exons.